Molecule: messenger RNA, 1341 nt
Organism: Aspergillus calidoustus
Lineage: Eukaryota; Fungi; Ascomycota; Eurotiomycetes; Eurotiales; Aspergillaceae
Source: the annotation of a GenBank genome assembly
AUGAGCGAUCAAUCGAACCAGUUCUCGCCGCGCUUCGACGAGAAAGACCGCGAUCCCACAUGCCCAUCUCCUCAUCAGCUAGAUGCAGAAGAACCAUCCACAGGGUCGGCCCCAAAGCCACCUACUGGCCCCAGUCCACCCCCAAACGGCGGCCUUGACGCCUGGCUGCACGUACUUGGCGGCUUCAUGCUCUUCUUCAACACGUGGGGCAUGCUCAACACCUUUGGCGUCUUCCAAACAUACUACGAGUCCGGCGCCCUCUUCUCCCGCUCCUCCUCUGAUAUCUCUUGGAUUGGGUCAAUCCAGGCAACAAUGCUCCUGCUUGUCGGCUUUGUUACUGGACCGAUCUAUGACCGGGGGUACCUCCGCGCGCUUCUUGUGGCAGGAAGUUUCGGUAUCGUCUUCGGGACAAUGAUGCUUAGUCUCUGCAAGGAGUACUGGCAGGUUCUCCUCGCCCAAGGCUUCACCGUUGGAAUCGGCGCAGGGUGUCUAUUCGUCCCCUGUGUCUCACUCCUCCCGACAUACUUCAGCACGAAACUCGGGGCAGCUCUCGGUCUUGCCGUCUCCGGGUCCUCACUAGGCGGAGUCAUCUACCCCAUCGUUCUCAACCGCCUGCUGGGCCCGCUGGGCUUUGGCUGGUCCGUCCGUGUAAUCGGCUUCAUUGCGCUCGGCACCCUUCUCCUCCCAAUUGCGAUCAUGAAGCAGCGCGUCAAGCCGCCCAAGGCCCGUGCGCUAAUCGACUGGUCUGCGUUUACCGACGUCCCAUACAUGACCUUCGUCCUCGGCGGCCUCAUCGCAUUCAUGGGUCUCUUCACGCUCUUCUUCUACAUCUCAUACGUCGGGUCCGCGCGCGGACUAGUUUCAAACGACAUGGCCUUCUACCUCGUCCCGAUCCUCAACGCAGCAAGCUGCUUCGGCCGAACCAUCCCCAACGCCAUGGCGGAUAAACUCGGUCCCUUCAACCUGAUCACGCCUUGCUGCGCAAUGGUCGGCGUGCUCAUCCUGUGCCUGAUCACCGUGACAAGCGAAGCAGGCCUGAUCGUCAUCGCGGUCUUCUCGGGGUUCUUCAGCGGCGCGCUGAUUGGGCUCCCGCCAUUGUGCUUUGUCGCGCUUACGGAGGAUAAGAGUAAGAUUGGGACGAGGAUCGGGAUGGGCUUUGGGAUGAUGGCGUUUGGGGUUCUGGCUGGGGGCCCUGGGGCAGGGGAUAUUCUUGGUGGGGCGGGGGAUUUGAAUUGGGAUGGGCUUUGGGUGUUUGGGGGGGUUGCUACGCUUGUUGCUGCGGGUGUGUUUUUUGUGCUUAGGAUUGUGAGGGGUGGGUUCAAGGUGGCGGUUAAGGUGUAG